GCAGCCGCCCAUCGUUUCCGGUAUCGCCCCGUGUGCUUCUGGCUGACUUAACGCAGCUGUUGCACCGAGAGCGCAUCAACAGACUGAAAAAAAACACGAGGAGACAGCCAGGCCUCCUACAGCCUGCAGUCAAACUCUACAGCCGAGGAAACCUGUGUGUUGAACGUUAAAACAAACUUCAAGGCUAGGCUACAGAUAGGACGAUGAUCGACGGGGCUGAAUGUGAGCGUCCUACAUGACGAGGCUGAACUUUACCGAUCCUUCACACAUAGUCACACUGACUGACGGUGCAACAACAGCGCUGAUACCACUGCGGGCAUUGAGGUGGUUCCUCUGGAGUGUCAACGCCACGUACGACGAUAUACGAGACAAUAAAAUAAAAGCCCUAUGUGGGGUGGGAGGGUGCCGGUGCAGUGGAGCGGUGGCACCAGCCGAGUUGUGAAGUUCUAAACACAAUGUGAAACCAGCGAUGAUCAACUUGGUGGAAAGUUGGGAGAGGCGGCGCAUCAAAGGAAGUAUUUACAAAAAAGUGAUGUUUUUGGAGCACGCUACGGCGAACUCAGAUUAGCAUCAACGUCCUUUAGCGACGCCCAAAUCGUGCCCCGCAUACUAACCAAACUUAUUUAAAAAAAAAAAAAAAUGACGUGUGAAGUGGCCGUGGAAGAGCAAGAGAGGGAGAUCUCGGACAUAGAGCCGCAGGAGUGCUCCACGGCGGCGGAGAACGGAGUCCUGCUGGUGGUCAAUCACAGCCGGAUCAAGCCUCCGUUCAGCGUCGUGCUGGCCACCGUGCUCUACUGCGCAGAGUUCGUCUCCGCCGCCGUGCUCUGCAGCAUGUACCACAAGACCGACGACGACAUCUGGUUGGGCUUCACCAUCGCCUUCAUGCUGCUGCCCGCCGUGAUCAUCCAGUUGGCGCUGACGUUCAUCCACAGAGACCUGGGUCGGGACCGGCCCCUGGUUCUCUUCCUGCACCUGCUGAUGCUCGGCCCUGUCAUUAGGUGUUUCGAGGCUCUGGUGGUGUAUUUCAAGGCGGGUAAAAAGGAGGAGCCUUACGUCACCAUAUCCAGGAAGAUCAGUCUGAAGAAGGGACAGGGGAUGCCUAUGGAGUGGGAAAUCGGCCAAUCGGAGCGCAACCUGGCCACCCACAGAAACGCCUUCAAACGCACCGCGGUCAUCCAGGCUUUUCUAGGCUCUGCGCCUCAGCUGACGCUCCAGCUGUAUGCCACCAUACAGGAGAAAUACAUCCUCCCUGCAAGAUUGGCUCUGAUGAUCAUCACCCUGAUCUCCAUCACGUACGGGGCUCUUGUGUGCAGCGUUCUGGCCAUCCAGAUCCGAUACGACGACUACAAGGUGCGCUUGCGCCCUCUGGCCUACAUGUGCAUGAUCGUGUGGAGAGGGCUGGAGAUUGCCGCCCGGAUCACCGCUCUGGUCCUCUUCAGCACGGCGCUCACACACUGGAUGAUCCUCGUCGGCAUGUCUAACCUGCUCUUCUUCUUCUUCCUCCCCUGGGUUGAGUUCUGGGCCAGGAAAGGCUCGCUGACUCAGGACGUGGAGAAAAACUUCUCUAAGCUGGGCACCACGGUGGUGCUGUGCAUGUUUACGUUGCUCUACGCCUGCAUCAACGUCUUCUGCUGGUCGGCGGUGCAGCUGGACCUCUCGCAUCGAGAGCUCAUCGAGAGGAAGCAGCGCUGGGGCCGCCUGGCCAUGUACUACGGCGGCCGCUUCGUUGAGAACUUCGUCCUCAUCACGCUCUGGUACUUCUUCAAGUCGGACUUCUACGAGUACGUGUGUGCGCCGCUGCUGGCCAUCCAGCUGCUGAUCUGCUACAGCCUGGCCGUGCUCUUCAUGCUGCUCUUCUACCAGUUCUGCCACCCCUGCAGACGCCUCUUCAAGUACAACGUGCACGACUGCCUGCACUGCAUCUGCUGCCGUACAGGACGGAGGGAAGCGCGAGGUCGACGAGGGAAGCUGCCGCCCUCGUAUUCCACCGCCGCCACCAUGGUGCUGGUGCAGGAGGAGCCACUGGAGCUGCUGGACCCCCAAAACUCCCAACCCCUGGACCUCACCAGUCAGCUGGGAGAGCGGGAGACGGCUAUUGUUGAAGACAUGAUGGAAGCGGCCUGAGAAGGGCUUUGUGGGGAAUUAAAUUAACAAACUCUAGGUUCUCUAUUGCAAAAAAAAAAAAAUGCAUCUCAGCUGGCGCUGCAGGCUGCACCACUGAACAAGACCUCAAGUAUUUUUAACACAAAAACCAGAAUGAUUGUGUUUUUUGAGUUAACGGGGUGAUGUGUUGGAGAACAAACUUUUAUGUCUUUAGUGCACAAAACUUUACUAAUUCGUGGACGUGAGAGGGACUCAGGUUAACUCCUGGUGUCUUUAUUUUUAUUUAUUUUUUAUCUAGGGCGAUUCCGUUCACUUGGGCUACAGCGAGGCCCCAGCACACCAAAGAAUGUAGCACGUUGAGAUAUGCAGCCAUGCACAAAGGCCGCGUUGAGUGAGCAGCCGUGGGUCAUGUACUGGACUGAGCCAGGUGUGCGGGAAAUGUGCCAAGUGUGUCCCAAAGCCUGAGCGGGACAUCCCCAGUUACUUCCUCUCAGGGUUGUACGCCCCC
Molecule: messenger RNA, 2611 nt
Organism: Perca flavescens (yellow perch)
Lineage: Eukaryota; Metazoa; Chordata; Actinopteri; Perciformes; Percidae
Gene: xkrx
Product: XK related X-linked
Exons: 3
Coding region: 640-2124 (494 amino acids)
Cellular component (GO): membrane
Source: RefSeq, a predicted model, not a curated record